Messenger RNA from Zymoseptoria tritici IPO323, 2031 nucleotides. RefSeq lists its product as uncharacterized. The transcript has 3 exons. The record is from RefSeq and is a predicted model, not a curated record. Gene Ontology annotation, biological process: microtubule-based movement. Gene Ontology annotation, molecular function: microtubule motor activity; microtubule binding; ATP binding. Bases 1 to 2031 code for a protein of 676 amino acids. NCBI's taxonomy places the organism in Eukaryota, Fungi, Ascomycota, Dothideomycetes, Mycosphaerellales, Mycosphaerellaceae.
AUGCCUAUUUUCUUGACCAAAGAGAAGCUUACACCUAUCGCAGCAUGGGACACCAAAGGCCGACUCGACGACAUGGAAGUCGUCUUUCAGCGAAUGGAGGCACAGAUGCAAUCGAAGUUCGAUGGCCAGGCGCAAGCCAAAAAUGCUCUUGAAGAGAGCCUCGCAUUGUUCAAGACACGGGUCCAGGAGCUUACCGAGGAGAACCGCGAACUCAUCUCCCAAAAGCGCACGAUAGCCAGCGAUCUCGAACGAGCACGAAAUGAACUACACACCACAUCGACCGACUUGCGACAAGUGCGCCGAGAUCAAGAGCGAGAAAUGGUUGAUCUGGAGAGGAAGCACGAGAGGGAGUUGGCCGAUAUUCAAGCGAGGCGCGAGAAGGAAGAGCAAUGGAUAGAGAGAGAGCGUGAGAAGGAGUCCGAUCGCUUUACAAAGGAGAUGGAAGAAGCACAAAAGGCGUGGCAGAGGAAGAAGGACUCGGAGACGGCAGACCUGACUUCGCAACAUUGGGACGAGAUGGAGGCUAUGCGUGUGGAUCACGACCGCGCACUGUCGAGACUGCAGAAAGAGAUUGAUGGUCUGCAACAGGCUGGACAAAGUCGUGCGAGCGAGUCCGCGACGGAAGUGCAGACGAUGCGGGAUACAAUUGCCAGUCUUCAAAGCCAGCUCGAUGCCAGCAACUUGACGACAACCAGUCUGAGGAACAGAAUUGCCGUGUACGAGGCCAAGAUCACCACGCUGGAGGAAGAGAAGAAUGCACUCGUCUCCAAGACGCACUUCUUAGAGGGCAACCAGGAAGCGCAAAGCCACGAAUUCACAACAAUGCGCGAGAAGCUGCAGGAAGCGGUCGCACAAAAAGAUGCCACCCUCGACACUCUUCGCAAGGAAGAAGUGCUACGGCGAAAGCUCAACGCGAUGAUUCUCGAAUUGAGGGGUAACAUCCGUGUAUUUGUGCGAACAAGGCCUCUCUUGAACGGCGAAGACGAUCCAGCAAAGGUUGAGUAUGUCGACGAGGACUCCCUAGACGGCUGCAAGGAGAUGGUAGUACACGCACCCACCAAGAAGUCGGCCACUGGCAAGGUGAUCAACGAGAAGGACAAGUACGCCUUUGACCGAGUAUUCACGCCAGGCACCAGCAACGAUCUCGUGUUUCAGGAAUGCCAGGAUCUUAUUCAGUCCGUUGUCGAUGGCUACAAUGUCAGCAUACUGUCGUAUGGACAGACUGGAAGCGGUAAAACGUACGGCAUGUCGGGUCCUGGAGGUAUCAUUCCUAGCUCGAUUGGUUUGCUGCUUGCGGAGAUGGCACGCCUGAAGGAGAAAGGGUGGGAGUACGCUGUCGAGGCAUCCUUUGUGGAAGUCUACAAUGAGACUUUGAACGAUCUUCUCGGCGAUGCUAAAACCUGGGACGACGAGGACGAACUUGCUGCAAGCGUGCGUGGGAAGAAGAAGGAAAAGCAUGAAAUUCACCACGAUACAGCCACAGGGAAGACCUCCGUCUCGAACUUGACGUCUGUAACACUGUGGCCGCCUCCCACAAGCGAAGCAGACUGGCCGCCGGCAGCUCCCAACCGCCGAGUAGCAGCCACGAAAGCCAACGAGCGCAGUUCUCGAAGUCACAGCAUCUUCAUGCUGACUCUCAAGGGUUCAUGCGCUGCGACAAAUGAAAGCAGCGAAGGCGUCCUCAAUCUCGUGGAUCUUGCCGGUAGCGAGCGUCUGAAGCAAUCUGGCGCCGAAGGCAGUCGGAUGAAAGAGACUCAGGCCAUCAACAAGAGCCUGUCUAGUCUCGGGGAUGUCAUCAUGGCGCUGGGUAACAAGGGCGGCAAUGCUGAUGCGCAUGUGCCAUACAGGAACAGCAAGUUGACCUACCUUCUCCAAUCUUCGCUGGGUGGCACCACUGCUGGCAAGUCUUCCCGCACACUAAUGUUGCUGCAUCUCAGUCCGCUGCAGUCACAUUGGCAGGAGACGAAGAGUAGUUUGGGAUUUGGAAGCAAAGUCCAUGGGACACAUAUUGGGACAGCGAAGAAACGCUGA